This is a messenger RNA of Nothobranchius furzeri (turquoise killifish), 4478 nucleotides long. Lineage: Eukaryota; Metazoa; Chordata; Actinopteri; Cyprinodontiformes; Nothobranchiidae. The record is from RefSeq and is a predicted model, not a curated record.
CGGAGCAGACAGGAAGAAGGAACUCCACAGUCAGCGGUCUCACAUGGAGGAGAUUCAGGAGAAUGAAGAAGCCCCUCCCCCAAAGGACCAGUCCCCUCCUCCCUCCUCACCUCUCCCAUCACAGCCCCCACAGAAAGCCACCCCACCCUCUGACAGCAGCAGAGGCCACACCCCUAUUAAAAGGGGUCCCAGUGUGAAGCGGUCUUCAGGCAUCGAGCGGUCUCAGAGCAGCACCUGGGACUCUUCAGAGGACACCAGGAACAAACUGGUGAAAGUUGCUUCUACCUCCAAACUGCUGGGUAAACUGGGGAAGAAUGCUGAAAAGCACAAAGACGCAGGGGUCAGCCAAGCCAAAAUGUCAACCCGAGAGAAAAACAGCCAAGCCGAUGGAAAUUCCAUCAAGAUGUUCAUGCGUGGCCGGCCUAUCACCAUGUUCAUCCCCUCCAAUGUGGAAAACUAUGAUGAUGUUCGGACCGAACUUCCUCCUGAAAGACUUAAGCUGGAAUGGGUGUACGGUUACCGAGGCAGGGACUGCAGAGCCAACGUCUACCUCCUCCCAACCGGAGAGAUCGUUUACUUCAUUGCAUCGGUUGUAGUUCUGUUUAACUACGAGGAACGGACUCAGAGACACUAUUUUGGACACACCGACUGCAUCAAAUGUCUGGCCAUCCAUCCUGAUAAGAUCCGCAUUGCUACAGGUCAGAUAGCAGGAGUGGACAAAGAUGGACGCGCGCUACAGCCUCACGUCCGGGUCUGGGACAGCGUCAGUCUGUCCACUCUGCAGGUCAUCGGUUUGGGAACGUUCGAACGCGGCGUGGGAUCUCUGGCUUUCUCCAAAGCUGACUCGGGCCAGCACCUGAGUGUGAUCGACGACUGCAACGAUCACAUGCUGACCAUCUGGAAUUGGCAGAAGAAGUCAAAGAUUGCUGAAAUCAAGACCACUAACGAGGUGGUCCUGGCUGUGGAGUUCCACCCCACCGACCCGGACAUCAUCAUCACCUGUGGGAAGUCCCACAUAUUCUUCUGGACUUGGAACGGGAACACACUGUGUCGAAAACAGGGAAUCUUUGGGCAGAAAUAUGAGAAGCCCAAGUUUGUCCAGUGUCUGGCCUUCCUGAGUACCGGAGACAUCCUGGCUGGAGAUUCUGCUGGAGACCUGCUGGUCUGGACCAGGAGCUCCUCAGACACCAACUCUGGAAAGGGUCUGAAAGCCUUUCACAUCAGUCGUCAGGUCAGAGGUCAUCAGGGAAGUGUCUUCUGUAUGUGUGAGAUGAGAAGCGGCACUUUGCUGACUGGAGGAGGGAAGGAUAGAAAGAUCAUUCUGUGGGACCAUGAACUGAGAAUGGACCGAGACAUUGAGGUUCCCGGCCAGUACGGGACCAUCAGAGCGCUGUCUGAGGGAAAGGGGGAAGAGUUUCUGGUCGGUACCUCUCGUAAUUUCAUCCUGAGAGGGACGUUCAACGAUGGCUUUAUGAUGGAGGUGCAGGGACACACAGAUGAGCUGUGGGGCUUGGCCACUCAUCCGUCCAAAGAUCUGUUCCUGACAUGUGCUCAGGACCGACUGGUCUACCUGUGGAACUCUGUGGAUCACAGCCUGCUGUGGAGUCGGUCUCUGGAGGAACAUGGGCAUUGUGCAGACUUCCAUCCGAGUGGUGCUGUGGUCGUCAUAGGAACACACUCGGGAAGGUGGUUUGUUCUGGAUGCUGAAACCACAGACCUGGUGGGAAUCCACACCGAUGGAAACGAGCAGCUGUCGGUCAUGCGCUUUUCAGUUGAUGGCAGCAUGCUGGCAGUUGGGUCUCACGAUAACUUCAUUUACCUCUACAACGUCUCCGAGCGAGGACGGAAGUACAGCCGGAGGGGGAAGUGCACGGGUCAUUCUAGCUACAUCACUCACCUGGACUGGUCACCAGACAACCACUACAUCAUGUCCAACUCUGGAGAUUAUGAGAUCCUGUACUGGGACAUCGAAAGUAAUUGUGAUUUGAUCCGAAACCGCUCUGAGUGUAAGGACAUCGACUGGGUGACUUACACCUGCGUCCUGGGAUACCAUGUUUUUGGAGUUUGGCCCGAGGGUUCAGACGGCACCGACAUCAAUGCUCUGGAGAGAUCCCACAACAGGAGGGUGAUUGCGCUGGCAGAUGACUUCUGUAAAGUUCACCUGUUCGCCUACCCCUGCUCCAAACCCAAGGCCCCCAGCCAUAAAUACAGUGCCCACAGCAGUCAUGUGACCAACGUCAGUUUCCUGUACAACGACAGCCACCUGAUCUCCACGGGGGGGAAAGACACCAGCAUCAUGCAGUGGCGCUUGAUAGGAAAAUCUUCUCCGUCCCUCGCUGAUGGCAUCAUCUCUAAUCCUGCUCCUCGCAGGGCCGAUCACAGCAUCACCCCUCCCGCAACAGCUACACCUUUACAGGAACCAAGCCCCCCCCUGACUGCCAAUGGGACCCAAGAACCAUUCACUGAAACUUCACCCCCCACACAGUUAGUCACGCCCACCACUGAGCUGACCCCGCCCUGCUCUGAGUCAACUCCGCCCCCCUCAGACAGCACAGUGAGUCUGAAGGACAGCCUAGAACCAAGUGACGACACAGCCACACCCAGUGAUGAGGGAUUGCCCCCCCUGACCCCACCCUCCUAGAACAUGUCUGUGUGUGUGUGUAUUCUUGGCCAGCUGUCUUUGUGGGGACCUAGUUCUGUUUUCAUCAGUAAUGGGACAGUAGACAAAGUGAGGACAGCAGUUGGGUCCUGCUUUGUGUUGGACACAAAAACACCUGAUCACAGCGUCAGACUUGGUUUUAGAUUGAAUCAGUUCAGAAAUGUGAUGAAGUGAUGACUAUACAACAGAAACAAAUGUUUCUAUCAGAUGUCCAGCUUUUAUUCAGUUGACUCUGAAACCAGAAAAUUACUCUCCGGAUCCUCCUGCUUAGUUUUUUCAGUGGAGCAGAAAUGUUACUGGUUGUCUGUACACCACUGGACCCCUGUGAACGUGAGCUCUCCUCAAAUGGCUUCAUGUAAAGAGAAAGUUUGACUAAAAAUAUUGUAAUCAGCUCAAGAUAACGACCAAUAUCUCUUCAAGCUAAUCAGAUUUGAAGGGUAAAAUUGUGCCUGAGUUUGAAAGAUCUGAAGCCAACUUGAUUUGCAGUAACUUUAGGAGAGGCGAGUACCUCUCUCACCCUCAGCAUAUCUCCCACUUUGUUCCUGCCAGGAGAGAACCAGACACGCCCCAAGCAGGAAAUGGUUUUCUUUACCGAAAUAAGGGAUGACGGGUGAGGCAGGGCUUCUCCACCAAUUAGAGAAGAGUUCAACAGGAAGUGCCUGGAUCAGAGGAAACUCCCAAGACUUUUUCAUCUAAAAUCACAAAUCCUUAAAAAAUAAUUAUUUACCUUUAAAAUUUAUUUUUGGGGUAAAAGAAAAAUAGUCAACUAAAACUUUUUUUAAUUCACACUUUUCCACUCUUUUUGCCCUUGUGUGAAGGAAGUCAAUUACUGGUGCUUUUAUUUUGAAGUGAUAAACUAAUCAACUUUAUGGCCGGAGGAGGAAGUGGCCAUGUUUCAGUUAAACAAUAUUGUAAAUAGAAACUAAUAAAAAUCAGAACUAAAUAAAGCAUGGUAAUUGUUCUAAUCUUUGAUCAGAACAAAUCUGACUUCCAUGAAUUUGCUUAAUUCAGUCAGAGGUCUGGUCGUUCAGUUUGGUUUGUUUCUGGGGAAGCUCUCAACUGAAGCAGGUGAGUUUCUCUCUGAAGCCAGUCAGAUUAAAGCAUCAAACAUUUGUGAAGUAAAAAGCAUAUGAGCUGCAGGUUGACCUCCAGAAUAAAAGCUGUGACUGACCUUAUUGAUACUGCGGAGGCGUCUGACUGAGGAUCUGUGCUGCAGUUGUAUGUAUAUUCUGCAGAUUGAUUCUGUCUGUAUAUUUCUGUUCAACAUUAUUGAGCAGCAGCUCAAAAAGACUGUUACCGUCGCAUUACAUCUCUUGCCCAAUCGGAUGUCAGGAAACGUCAGGUCUCCUGCUCUGAUUGGCUGCUCUCAGUGAAUGAAUGAAUGACUUGUCGAUGUAUUUGUCUCUUCUGGACCAUUUCAAUUCAGAAGCUUUUUGAAUGUCUUGAUUAUGAUAAUGUCACUCCAGGUGUGGGGUUUGUGUGUGGGUGGGGCUUUCAGGUUGCCUUUUUAAUACUUAAUCUUCCUUAAUCUUUUCUACGCUUGUUUCUCCAAAGGGCUUGUGCAGAGUUCAGGGACUCGUCCGGCCCUUCGUCCGGUCUGGGUGGCGCUACAGGAGUAGUGGGCGGGGUUAGGGCUGGACGUGGAGCUUUGGAGUUUCUGAACUAAUGUGUUUAUCGGUGUUAAUGACACUGGUACUCAUGAUGAUUUUUAUGUGACUGUUUUGAGCCAAUCCUGUUUUCAUUCAUGCAUUCCUGUCCCAACGACAGACUGUACUGAAAACUGAAACAAAGAAUGCAAAUAAAUGUAAUAACUUGAAAA